This is a messenger RNA of Gadus chalcogrammus (walleye pollock), 7658 nucleotides long. Its product is annotated as 1-phosphatidylinositol 4,5-bisphosphate phosphodiesterase gamma-1-like. Gene Ontology annotation, molecular function: protein binding; phosphatidylinositol-4,5-bisphosphate phospholipase C activity. The transcript is spliced from 32 exons. The record is from RefSeq and is a predicted model, not a curated record. Gene Ontology annotation, biological process: phospholipid catabolic process; phosphatidylinositol-mediated signaling; positive regulation of epithelial cell migration. Bases 1037 to 4975 code for a protein of 1312 amino acids. Lineage: Eukaryota; Metazoa; Chordata; Actinopteri; Gadiformes; Gadidae.
ACUUCUCCAGUUGGAAGUUGCGCGUCUCUCAACUCCCUUCUCCGCCUUCCUCCGGUACACCACAAGCGAAAGAAAAAUCCUCUGCUAGAGCUUUUCCGGUCUUCUAGUGCCUAAUUUCCUCCUCCAAGGUACCUCUGUCGUUCUGCCGAGCAAGAGGAGGAUACGAACCAGCGACAGACUGUCCACGCACGGGUUCGCUGCUGUGGAAACGCCAGUGGAGUUGGAGCUCCUAUAACCAUCUAACACCGAGGACUUAACACCGACUCACCGAUUAUAUGCAUCGUGUUGGCGGCGCGGUGUACGCUGAAUGGUUGAAGUUGACCGCUAUGCUUCUUCUGCAGAUGGGACAGCGCCGAGCUCUCCCGUCCACGCGCUGUCUGACCGGGGGUCUCCGGAAGCCCCGAGAGCGACGGUGGUAGCUAUCCUAUCCAACUCCGCGGCCGCUCCGUGGCACGCACACCCUCCUCCGCCGCCGUUACGCGUGCUUACAUAACGUGUGUUUUGGGUCGAACGGAAUUCUCCAAAGAAAGGGAGGGGAUCAACAGCCUGCCUGCAUCAACCGGUGGCGUCUACCGGGACUGGAACCGAGAAAGGGCCCCGUAGGAGGUUGUGAUGAGAACUGGAGCCCGAUGUUGGUGUUCUGCCAGAAACAUCUGGAAAUGAUAACCGAGAGAAUCACUCCCACCAACACACCCACCCUCUCUUCCUCCUCCUCUCCCAGGACUGGGAAAUAAUCCACACCACAUCUCCAGGAGACGUGUUCAGGAGGCUUUUACGUUGAAUGGUCGCUGAAGGAGCACCGUGUGUUUCACUAUCUCUUUUUAAGGGCAGUCGGGAGGGAGUUUCAGUGCCAUUGUUUUGAAAUGCAAUCACAGCUUGGGUGUGAUUGUCUCCUUUCCACAAUCAUACAAAGCAACAUGUUUUGGGAUUGGUGACAUGGACUCGUAUAUUUUAAGCUCUUAAAUUACAACAUCAACAAAAACAAUAGGCCUACUCCCCGGGAUCCUUUGCCGUUCCGCGGUGUGGUUAUGCAGUGAUGUGCGCCGCGCGGUUUAACGGGAGCAUCAAUGGAUUUGCGGAAGAGGCGAGCCCCGGCGGUGGCAACAGCACCAGCGCGCGGGCUCCGGUAUCACGGCUGGUCGACUGGAACGAAGCCUGGCCCCGUGUCCUGCACGCGCUGGAGGUGGGCACGGUGAUGACGGUGUUCUACCAGAAGUCCCAGAGACCAGAGCGUAGGACUUUCCAGAUCCGGCAGGACACGCGCCAAAUGAUGUGGAGCCGCAACCCGGACAAAGUGGAAGGAGAGAUCGAGCUGCGGGAGGUGAGGGAGCUGCGCAGGGGAAAGGGCUCCCGGGACUUUGAGCGUUACCCUGAGGAGUCCCGGCGGCUGGAGGCCUCCCACUGCUUCAUCGUCCUGUACGGCUCCGAGUUCCGCCUCAAGACCCUCAGCGUGGCCGCGUUCAGCGAGGAGGAGGUGACCAUGUGGAUGAGUGGUCUGAGCUGGUUGGUCAGCGACACCCAAAAAGCUCCCCUACCCCAGCUGAUUGACAGGUGGCUUAGGAAACAGUUUGACGCCAUAGACCGGAGCAACGAGGGCAGUAUUACGGUGAAGGACGUGAAGACUCUGUUGCCUCAGAUCAACUUCAGAGUGCCCAGCAUGCGCUUCCUGAAGGACAAGCUGCAGGAAGUGGAGGCCAGGAGCGAUCUCUCAUACCCAAACUUUUCACAGCUCUACAGGACCCUGAUGUUUGACGCACAAAGAAGCAUCAUAGAACAGCUGGAUCUGUCCUUCCCCCUGCGAAAUGUUGACCGUCCUGAACUCUGUCAGAUCUCUCUCUACGACUUCCAGAAGUUUCUCCAACUUGACCAGAAGGAGUCGUGGGCGUCUGAUUUGGGCCGUGUCCGUGAGGUUCUACUGGCUUACCUGUUGGGUUCAGCCCAGUCCGAACCCAUGUUACAACUGGACGAGUUUCUGACGUUCCUGUUCUCUAAAGAAAACUCUGUGUUCGACCCCCGACCGUCUCCCGUUGCCCCGGACGACAUGAAGCGACCUUUGUCUCAGUAUUGGAUCUCCUCCUCACACAAUACGUACCUGACUGGGGACCAGUUCUCCAGCGAGUCCUCGUUGGAGGCGUACGCUCGCUGCCUGAGGAUGGGCUGUCGCUGCAUCGAACUGGACUGCUGGGACGGACCCGACGACCUGCCCAUCAUCUACCACGGCCACACGCUCACCUCCAAGAUCAAGUUCCUGGACGUUCUCCACACCAUCAAAGACCACGCCUUCGUCACCUCCGAGUACCCUGUGAUCCUGUCGAUCGAGGACCACUGCAGCGUGGUGCAGCAGAGGAACAUGGCCACCCACUUCAAGAAGGUGUUCGGAGACCUUCUGCUCACCAAGCCGGUGGAGACCGGCGCUGACGAGCUGCCCUCGCCCUACCAGCUGCGCAGGAAGAUCCUGAUCAAGCACAAGAAGCUGGAGGAGGGAACGAUGUACGAGGAGGUGACCUCGGCCAGCUACUCGGAGAACGACAUCAGCAACUCCCUGAAGAACGGCAUCCUCUACCUGCAGGAUCCCAUCGAUCAUGCUUGGACACCCCACUACUUUGUUCUGACAAGUAACAAGAUCUACUACUCUGAGGAGACGUCUCACUACCAGACGUCUGAGGAAGAGGAGGAUGAAGAUGGGAAAGAGGAGUGCAACAACAACGACCAGCCUGGGGUUGAGCGCUGGUUCCACGGGAAGCUGGGUGGCGGUCGCGACGGCCGCCAGGUGGCCGAGAAGCUCCUGCAGGAGUACUGUGAGGGCGGGGCCAAGGACGGCACCUUCCUGGUCCGGGAGAGCGAGACGUUCGUAGGAGACUACACCCUUUCCUUCUGGCGUUCUGGGCGUGUCCAGCACUGUCGGAUCCACUCCCGCCAGGAGUCUGGCUCCACCCGCUUCUACCUGACGGACAACCUGGUGUUCGCCAGCCUGCAGCGCCUCAUCUCCCACUACCGCCACACGCCGCUGCGCUGCAACGAGUUUGAGAUGGCGCUCUGCAGCCCUGUGCCCCAGCCCAACGCACACGAGAGCAGAGAGUGGUUCCAUUCCAACCUGAGUCGGGUCCAGGCUGAACACAUGCUGAUGAGGGUCCCCCGGGACGGAGCCUUCCUGGUGAGGAAACGCAGCGAGGUGCACUCCUACGCCAUCUCCUUCAGGGCGGAGGGGAAGAUCAAGCACUGUCGGAUCCACCAGGAGGGCCGCCUCUUCAUGCUGGGCAGCUCGGCUGAGUUCGAGAGCCUGGUGGACCUGGUGCGCUACUACGAGAAGCACCCGCUGUACCGCAAGAUGAGGCUGCGCUACCCCAUCAACGAGGACGCCCUGGACCGCAUGGGCACCACGGAACUGGACUACGGGGCUCUGUAUGAGGUCCGGACGCCUCACUUCUAUGUGGAGGCCAACAAAAUGCCCAUGGCUCGGUGCACGGUCAAGGCGCUGUACGACUACCGCGCUCAGAGGGAAGACGAGCUUUGUUUCCCCAAGCAGGCCCUCAUCCUCAACGUGGACAAGCAGGAGGGGGGCUGGUGGCGAGGGGACUACGGAGGGAAGAAACAGCUCUGGUUUCCCGCUAACUACGUGGAGGAAGUUCCAAGUUCCCCCACUAGGGAGCCCGAUGAGGCAGCCUCAGAGAACAGUCCCCUGGGAACGUUUCUCAAAGGUUUCGUGGAUGUUCCCAGCUGCCACGCUGUGGUGCUGAAGGACGGUAAGAGCUCCAGGCCCUUCGUCUUCACCCUGCACACCCAGCAGCUCUCCUCGCGGCCGGUGCAGACGCUGGACGUGGCGGCCGACUCCCUGGAGGACCUGACCGCCUGGGUGGCCAAGAUACGGGAGGCCGCGCAGAACGCCGACGCCCGGAUGCAGGAGGAGAAGCAGAUGGAGCGCAGGAAGAAGAUAGCGGUGGAGCUGUCUGACCUGGUGGUCUACUGCAGACCUGUACCCUUCAACGAGGAGAAGAUCGGGACGGAGCGGGCGUGCUACCGGGACAUGUCGUCGUUCCCGGAGACCAAGGCGGAGCGUCUGGCCACGCGGAGCCGCGGCCGGCGCUUCCUGCAGUACAACCGGCGGCAGCUGUCCCGCGUCUACCCCCGCGGCCAGCGGUUGGACUCUUCCAACUACGACCCACUGGCCAUGUGGCUAUGUGGCUCGCAGCUGGUCGCUCUCAACUUCCAGACCCCUGACAAGCCAAUGCAGAUGAACCAAGCGUUGUUCAUGCUGGGAGGGGGGAGUGGCUUUGUCCCGCACCCUGACGUCAUGAGAGACGACUCCUUCGACCCCUUUGAUAAGGAAACCCUGCGCUUGGAGCCAAUCACCAUUCAGUUGCAGGUACUCGGGGCUCGCCAUCUGCCUAAAACGGGCCGCAGCAUUGUCUGUCCCUUCGUUGAGGUGGAGAUCAGUGGUGCAGACUACGACAGCUGCAAGAGCAAGACAGAUGUUGUCGCGGAUAACGGGCUGAACCCGGCGUGGCUCCAGACGCCGUUUGUCUUCGACGUCCGGAACCCAUCCUUCUGCUUCCUGCGCUUCACUGUCUACGACGAGGACAUGUUCAGCGACCCCAACUUCCUGGCUCAGGCCACCUACCCCGUCCGCUCCCUACGCACCGGCUAUCGGAGCGUUCCUCUGAAGAACAGCUACAGCGAGGAGCUAGAGCUGGCCUCACUCCUCGUCCACAUUGAAAUAGUCAAUGCUAAGGAGGAGGACGACCAGAACCUCUACACCUCCAUCCAGCGGCUACGUGACCUCACCAGCCAGCUGUCCAAUCAGGUGUCCACGCUGGAGCGCUCGGGUUCCGGGGACCAGAGCUACCAGCAGAGCCUGGAAGAGCUCCGGGAUGCCCAGGUCCAGCUGAGUGAACUGGUGGAGGCUAGGAACCACAGGUUGAUGGAGAAGAAGAGGAGAGAGAGGCUGAGGCCACAGUUGGCCACGAAGCGCAGUUAGGGUUUCCUUCCACUAGAGGGCGUUGACUCCUCUGUGACCGCCGCUGACCUCUGCUGUGUGCUGCUGCUGCAACUUAACUCAACAAAUGGAAAACUGGAAGAAACAUUGCUCUCUUUACAAAGUAAUAUAUUCACAAAAGUUGCAUUCAAAAGGAACACUUUUAGAUAUAUCUCAUGGCCAAAAGAAAAAUGUUUUGUCCGGAACCGGGAACGUGGAUAUAAGUAGACACUUUGCGUGAUGCAAAAGCAGAAGAAGAACAAUUAUGUAUGUGCCUUCAUGUGGAUUUUGGAAAUAUCAUGCUCUCGACACAAAUGUCACUAUGAAGGGGUCAAAUUGACUCCCGGAAGAGCUGAAAAACCCAAAUUCUGAACUUUCCUUCUGACUCUUCAAACUGCACCUUGAGCUAAAGACUUUGGAAGAGCAAUCCAUAUUUGGCUUGGCCAGAAUUUAAAAUAAAAACUUGUUUGAGUUGCUCACAAAAUGGGUUACACAAAGGACUUUAGAAACAGUGAGACGGAAGUCUAUUCCUCAUAAUGAAGACCAUGUCUUCUAUUGGCUGAGCCAACAGGAAGUCCCGCCUCCCAGAUGGCUUUUGCUUCCUGUUUUACCUGGGAGAACUCUAACUGGAUGAAUUGUACUUUGAGCUCAGCUCCAAACCUUCGCUGGAAGGUGGUUUACCUUAAGAACCUCUAUGUAAAUCAAAUAAACUAAAUGUACUCAAUAUACUAACUAUACUUCCUUUGUUGGCGAGGAGCACCUUGAGAGUAAGAAGUCUGACUCACACUGGCCUAGUUUGACCCAGAAUCCUCUAUUGAUCUCUUAUAAUGGCGGAAGUCAUCAGGAAUCUUAAAGACGGAAUCUCACACCCUUAUAUAAAGUAUUUCCUAGAAAAACUGGAUAUUAGGGUUGGGACAAAAACACAUGGUGUUUCUAUCGGUAAAAGUUCUCAUCCUCAUCAUCCUCAUCGUCAUCCGCUUAUCCGGGGUCGGGUCGCAGGGGGAGCAGCUCAAGCAGGGGGCCCCAGACUUCCCUUUCCCGGGCCACAUUGACCAGCUCUGACGGGGGGAUCCCGAGGCGUUCCCAGGCCAGUGUUGAGAUAUAAUCUCUCCACCUAGUCCUGGGUCUUCCCCGAGGUCUCCUCCCCACUGGACGUGCCUGAAACACCUCCCAAGGAAGGCGCCCAGUGGGCAUCCUUACCAGAUGCCCGAACCACCUCAGCUGACUCCUUUCUAAGUAAAGGAGCAGCGGCUCUAAUCCGAGUUCCUCACGGAUGGCUGAGCUUCUCACCCUAUCCCUAAGGGAGACGCCAGCCACCCUUCUGAGAAAACUCAUCUCGGCCGCUUGUACCCGCGAUCUCGUCCUUUCGGUCAUCACCCAGCCCUCAUGACCAUAGGUGAGGAUAGGAACGAAGAUCGGUAAAAGUUCUGUUGAAUAAUAUUAAAACCCUUCCAAUUCGUACAUUUAUGCAGUGCAGACUUUUUCGGAUCCUUUUACUAACGCACUACGCCAAAAAAAAAAACGACGUAGGGGUCUCUGUUAAACUAGUCCAGUACAAACCAGAGUAUCUUUCUGUCUGUCUCGCCCACUCUGUUUCUCUGUCUCUCUCCUUCUCUGUCUCUCUCUUUCUGUCUCUCUCUCUCUCUCUCUGUCUCUCUCCUUCUCUGUCUCUCUCUCUGGCUCUCUCUGUCUCUCUCUCCCUGAGGAUGUGACCGGGGGGGGGGGGCUCAGGUGUGUCGAUGUCGUUUGCAAACGCUCAAACACACACACAAGGGCUAUUGCAGAAGCUUACCAAGCAUGCCACAUCACUUUGAACAACAUAUGAGUUGCCAAUGUAACCCAAGCAGUUUAUGUUGAGGUUCAUGGAUCCACGCCUCCUCAGCUUGGAUCAGGCCUUGCACAGACUUUCACACAGGCACAAACCCUCACACAUAUGCACACGCACGCACGCACACACACACCUCAUGCUGCUUACAUUUUUGCUCACACAUCCUGGAGAUAGUUUUCAUAGACAAAAUGUAUGUAUUGUUCUUCCAUACGAACACACACACACGGCUUGUAUGGAAUGCUACAUUUUAGUUGCCCCCUGUUUUGAGCUCCUGUCUAUUCCAUCUCUGUGUAAACAGUCUUUAUUUAUAAAGUUUUUAUUCAUAACACUAUAAAGUUCUUGGCAUUAGCAACAUACUAAAUAAAAUGAUAAAAAAAAAAAAAUGAAUGUACUAUAUGGCCCAGACAUUGUGAAGUAUUUCCUUGGAAUGAAUGUUACGCAUCAACCUUAAUAUUUUUUUCCCUAGACUCCUGUGUGUGUGUGUGUGUGUGUGUGUGUGUGUGUGUGUGUGUGUGUGUGUGUGUGUGUGUGUGUGUGUGUGUGUGUGUGUGUGUGUGUGUGUGUGUGUGUGCUCGUGUGGUGACCCCUACCCACGCUGGAUCCUUCACAGCUCUGUAUGAGCCUCCGAGCUCUCUGGCGAACAUCUAGCCCAAAAUCCUCUUUGGAUAUACACUAAUGGUCCAGUAUUAUGACUAAUAUUAAUUAGUCCUUAUUCUGCGUUCACACACAUUUCCUGAGAGUUUGCACAUAAUAAAUCGCCUUUGUGUCUUUCACGGUUAAAUAAUAAUGAAAAUUAUUUUUGUUUGUGGGGUGUUCUUUUUGGUUGUCUUAAAGUAUAGUUUCUAAACCACUUUAAAU